Coregonus clupeaformis (lake whitefish) is the source of this 1125-nucleotide messenger RNA. RefSeq names its product gastrula zinc finger protein XlCGF46.1-like. NCBI's taxonomy places the organism in Eukaryota, Metazoa, Chordata, Actinopteri, Salmoniformes, Salmonidae. The transcript is spliced from 3 exons. The record is from RefSeq and is a predicted model, not a curated record. Bases 1 to 1125 code for a protein of 374 amino acids.
AUGAACUCAUCUUCAGGGAGGCAGGGAAAGGUGUGGGCCACAGAGGAGGUGGAGGCCAGCCUGCGACCCUCCAGCCUGGAGCUGGCUAAUCCCAGAAAGGAGGACCUGGGGCUGGGUGAUGAUCAGAAGGAGCUGGGGGAUGAUCAGGAGGAGCUGGGGGAGGAGGGCCUGGAGACCCAGGCAGAAGGGACAACCUAUUCCCAUAAUUGUUCACAGUGCGGCAAGAACUUCAGUAAGGAGUGGGUCCUUAGAAGACACAGACUGGGGCCAGGGGAGGAAGUUGAAUGGUUGCAGGGUCAUGCCUGCCCUCACGGUGGCCGGGGCUUCUGGAAACGGAAAGGUCUGGCCUCCCACCUGCUGACUCAUAGUGGGGCCAAAGCCUGCGAUGUGUGUGACCAGCGCUUCACACGCCCUUAUUCUCUCAGCAAGUGCCGCCGUCAACACAGCGCCGUCAAGCCCCACGGCCCCCCUCACUGCCCCAAUCGCUUCUACCCCACCAAUGGGCUCAAGAGCCACCUGCACAUCCAAGGAGAGAGGCAAGAACGCACCCCAGCCCCACUCAUGCCUAAACUGUUCAUGUGUACUGACUGCGAGGAGCUGGGCGGCUACCAGAUGACGCACCAGGUGGACUGGCCAUUCCUCUGCCCACACUGCUCCAAGGGGUUCCGCUGCGCCAAGCACCUGAGACGCCACCUGGUCACCCAAUCCGAGGUGCGGCCCCACCGCUGCAGCCUCUGUAUCAUGACCUUCCGCAAGCCCAACGAGAUUAACGUGCACGUGCUCCGUCACCGGCUGGAGCGCACACACCCCUGCCCUGACUGCAGGAAGAGCUUCAAGACGGACUAUGAGGUCAUGCUGCACUGCCGAACACACAACGACGAGCACCCGUACCCAUGUGACCUCAUCACUUUGAGUUUCAAGCGGACGCAUUACCUGGCAUCCCACAAGCUCACCCACACUGGAGAUCAUCAUAUGAGUGUGAGCUGUGCCAGCUCACCUGCCACUGCCGUAUCCCCCGCCCCCACAACGAGCCAGACCACAGCCACACCAGCAGGGCCCCUCAAACUACUGAUGCCAGUUACACCAAACACACCUACCUCCACGUCGCACCACAAGAAUGGGUAA